CCCUCCCUCUUUCCUAGAGCUGUUUAGGAGCAGAUGGAAGAAAUAGAUGUAUCUGUUCUGAAUACACCACCAGGUGACAUUACGGAUUUUCUAGACAUCGGCGGCGAUGUCGUCGACGAAUCAACCCAAGUUUUCAAUUUCAAACAACAUGUAGACGAACUAGCCUCCCAGGUUGACCAGCUUGGACAAAAAUUGAAUGGGAUAUCGAAAUUCUACUCAUCUAUGAGUAGAAAGCAAGGGUGCUCAGUCGGGAAGGAUAAGGAAAGACAUGGUACUAAUAGUAUUAAGAAACACCAACAAGAAGCAGCCAAGAGAAUGCAAGAGCUUAUGCGUCAAUUUGCCACGAUAUUGCGCCAGCUCACGCAACAUAAGCUGGCGUGGCCAUUUAUGCAACCUGUAGAUGUUAAGGGACUGGAGUUGCACGAUUAUUAUGAGGUGAUUGACAAACCCAUGGAUUUCAGUACAAUAAAGAAUCAAAUGGAAACAAAAGAUGGUACUGGAUAUAAAAAUGUUCGUGAGAUAUAUGCUGAUGUGAAGCUGGUUUUCAAAAAUGCAAUGACAUACAACGAGGAGAAAAGUGAUGUUCAUGAAAUGGCAAAAACCUUGUUGGAAAAAUUUGAAGAGAAGUGGUUGCGGCUUUUACCUAGAGUUGUUGAAGAGGAAACAAAAAGAAAAGAGGAGGAGGCAGAAGCUCAUCGAGACAUGCAACUUGUUCAAGAGGCUGCUAAUGCAAAAUUGGCUAGAGAUAUUAGUAAUGAGCUGUAUGAGGUUGAUAUGCAUUUGGAGGAACUGAGAGAAGUGGUGGUUCAGAAAUGCAGGAAAAUGUCUGCAGAAGAGAAAAGAAAGCUUGGUUCUGGACUUAGUCGGUUGUCACCUGAGGAUUUGAGCAAGGCACUUGAGAUUAUUGCUCAAAAGAAUCCAGACUUCCAAGCCGGGGAGGAGGAAGUAAAUAUUGACAUGGAUGCUCAGAGCGAAUCUACAUUAUGGAGGUUGAAGGUACUUGUAAAGGAUGCCCUUGAAGUUAAGGCAAACAGUCCCACCAAGAAGCUCGUCAGCGACAACUCUAAAAGAAAGAGAGAAAUCUGUGAUGCUCUUGCCAAAACUGCCGAGAAACGGAGUAAAAAAACGUCUUCUGAAAUUGAACCCCUGUCCUAGAGAUACAAUUAUUCAGUUGUUAUAUAUAUCAAGAAGAUCCAUUAUCCACUUUUUUUUUUUUUUUUUGUCUCUCGUCUAAUGUCUAUUCCCUUUCCUCAUUUUGUAUGUGCUUAAGACUCUGUACAUCCUACAAUGUACAUGUGGGGAUUAAAAAGUGA
Messenger RNA from Papaver somniferum (opium poppy), 1313 nucleotides. Its product is annotated as transcription factor GTE6-like. The transcript is spliced from 8 exons. Lineage: Eukaryota; Viridiplantae; Streptophyta; Magnoliopsida; Ranunculales; Papaveraceae. Gene Ontology annotation, molecular function: protein binding. Bases 34 to 1155 code for a protein of 373 amino acids. The record is from RefSeq and is a predicted model, not a curated record.